ACACAGUCACAUGUGCAAGUCCUCAAGACAGCUGGCUUUGGAUUAUGGGAUUAUUACAUGCUACAGAUAUCAAUAUAUUGAUUAAGCGAGUGGUCUGGCGCACAACACGAGUGCCAUACUGGCACACACACACACACUCGAAUGAGGGAACAGCUGGUCAGGGAACUCCACGCUGUGAUGUCGAUUUAGCUGUUAUGGAUAAAAACGGGAGAUAUUUUCUUAUUUAAAAGUCUCGGAUAAAGGUCUGGUGGCAUGCCCUUGUCAUCGUGGCCAUUCCACUGGGUGUGGUUUUGUUUUUCUGUGAAUACGUUUCAAGGAAGAUUUCAACCUUGCGGUCAUCGUAUUGACCAAUAAGCUGCUAGUAAUAGCCAAUAGCCAGCUGUUGAAAAGAUCCUUCAAUGCUAUCAAUACAGGAUUUGUGGUUAAAUAUCUAUCUUAAAAUUUAAACCAACUGAAUGCUUCAUAGCAAAGCUGUUCAAGGUAGACAACUGUGGAUAGUUUUGAUGUUGAUGGUUGGUUUGAGGGAAUUGGCAUGGAAUAAGUGACUCUGUUGUAAUUCACUAAAACAACAAGACAUCUCUUAACUGAAUGAUUCCUCUCAGUUAUAGCUCCAAGAGUGGUAUAAUCAUCUUUGCAGUUAUUUAAUCUGUUUGGAUUGAAAACAAGUGGGCAAUAUAUAACAGACUUUACUGCUGGUUGUCCACAGAGCUGUCUGCUGUAUUUACUAUAUACAUCUAGACUGUGUCUGUUUCUUACUAUGGAUAUACCCAGCAAACAACGGACGUUGGGCAAAUAAUGGGAUUACCAGUAGCAUGGAGGAUUCAUUCACAGUACAGAAGAUGUACAAGAGAGAGAAACGGCUUCCAGUGUGGUCAUGUGUUAUACUAGCAGUGUGUCUGUCACUGGGAUUUAUAUCAGCUCAAAACUGUGAUGUCAUUAUCUCAAGCUUGCACUCCUCUGUUAAAAAUGGAACAUUCCACUCUCCAAAUUGGCCAAGUAAAUAUCCGGACAACGUACACUGCAUCUACAAGUUCAUUGGUGGCCGAAAUGAGCGCGUUCAAAUCCGAUUUAAUAAGUUUGAUCUUCAAGGGAGAGCACCAUCCUGUGAGCAUGACUACCUGGAUGUCUACGCCCAGAUCAAGAGUGACCGCGAAAUGGAGAAGCUGCUGGAUGCACAGAUGACCGGACGAUUCUGUGGAGACAUUCUUGGCAAGCUGCCAAACCUGAUCGUCUCCACUAAUAAUGUUAUCAUUCUCUCAUUCUACACCGACGCUUCCAAAUCAAACAAAGGCUUUAGUGGAUUUUACCAAUUUAUCGAUGCUUCCAUAUACAAUAUAGGUACCGAGGCUCCCCCGAGGAUGUGUGGUUAUACCGUGCGCAGCGAGAACAAGAUGAGUGGCUACAUUGUGUCGCCCACGUUCCCUGGAAUGUACCCAGACAAUCUCUUCUGUUACUAUAAACUGCAGGGAAAGCCCGGCCAGCGCAUUCGCUUGAAGUUCCAUGAGUUCCUGUUGUACCAUGGGGGAGAUUAUUGUCCAUUUGAUUAUUUAAAAAUAUACGAUGGUUAUACAAGUGACCGCCCUGUGAUAGGCACAUUCUGUGGUAACUAUAGCAACAAGCCUGUAUUAUACUCGUCCACCGAGGCCUUGCAUCUGGAGUUUGUUACGAGUCAGGGGCGGGUAAUAUUUGGUAAAACAGCCUUGGAGAAUCAGGCCGACUUCAUCUCUGAGAGAAAGGGCUUUAACAUCACGUACGAGUUCAGUGACUACUUCGUCAAUUUAGAUUUUAUACAACCCGAUUCUGAACAUGUAAUAGGAACAGAGUGUGACCAGCGAAUUAUGAGCAAGAAGGAGACAAAUGGAACAAUAACUUCUCCCUCGUACCCCAACUCAUUUCCGCAGAAUGUCACCUGUCGAUACUACCUCGAUGGCUUGAUGGACAGGCAGAAUCUAGAGAAAGCUAGAAUAACAUUUUUUGAUUUUAACAUACCCGGGAAUAUGCCUUACUGUAUGAUUGGCUAUGUGGGUUUGAACGAAGACAGCCGAUUGGGUAAAGGAGCUGUGAAGGAGAAGUUCUGCGGGACCCUGCGCCCCCCGUCCCUGAGCAGCGAGGGGCCGAGACUGGUUCUGACACUGGACACUAACGGGGCGGUCCGCGGGGGGAGAUUCAUGGCCAAAUACAAAUUUCUCACAGAUUUUGCAAUAGCUGGGAUCCCAAUAGGCGAGGGCCUGUGUAAGUUUUUAUAUGACAGCACCAAGGUGAAGGCUGGGUACUUCAACUCACCCCGUCACCCUGGCAACUACCCCGUGGACCAGGACUGUGAGUACAUCUUCCGUCCGUCCAUCGGGGAGUUUGUACUGCUGGCAUUUGAAAGCUUCUUGCUGGAGGAACGGGGGCCCAAUGAGGCGGGAUGUUUACAGACAGACUAUGUAGCUAUAUACGAAGAAGGCCAGCCCAGGAACAACUUCACUCUUGUAGAGAUGCAUUGUGGGACUCUGUCGCCGGGUCCGUUUGUGUCGACGCGAGUGGUGAAGGUCGUGUUCCACUCUGAUGAGGAGGAGAGUCUGAUGGGUUUCAAGGCUUCCUACCAGUUCCUGGCCCAGAGAGACAUGGACUGUGGAUACCACUCGGUCCACGGGGGCGGUAUUGGAGGGGUGAUCAAGAGUCCAGACUACCCCCGCAAGUACAACCCGUCGGUGUUCUGUCAGUGGGUGAUCAAGGCCAGCAAGGACUUGAACCGAAUCAUGCUGGAGUUGUCUCACUUCCAGCUGGAAGGCAAGAUAGAGACAAUGGGGUGUGCUAGCGCGGUGGUUCGCUUGUACACGGACGAGAGAGACAUCCGACCACACCAGAUACUGUGUGGGAAGGUCGGCCUCGACAAAUCUUACAUAUCAGUUGGAACCACUUUCAAAAUCACUUUUGUAAGUGCUCCAACAUCCUUAGGUGCUAAAGGAUUUCAGAUUUCUUGGACUGAAGUGAAUGAAGGAGCCAGUUGCUAUGGUUUUAAAUGUGCUAAGAACAACUACUGCAUUUCAUCCGAAUUAAAAUGUAACAAACUUCCAAACUGUGGCAUGGGGGACGACUCUGAUGAAACAUCCGAAUGUUCAAGUGAUCACCAUAAUGGCCCAACAACUGCCGGGAUUCAGAUUUUACACAUAGCCAUCGGGACAUCAAUAUCUUCAUUUUUCUGCAUAAUUCUUCUAAUCUGUGGUUUCUAUCACCGGCGGAAGUUCCGCUCGGAGCGGACUACUCAGGACCACGACCACGUGGAGGUGCGUUAUGUCUCUGCCCCCACGGGCUGCAACACGACCGACAGGCUGCUCAUGGAGGAUGGCCACAACGCCGUCACGGAGAGUCCGCGGACUUGUCAGAAAGUGUCCAUGGUUUGAUGACAGCAUCAUUAGAUUGUUGGGUUCAAUUUUAUUAAUAAAGGCAGCAUUAUGCAAAGUGAGACUCGGGGUGAAAGUGAAAGUGAAAGUAUACUACCAGUUUGUGUGGUUGAAUCUAUUGUGAAGAGAGCAUGUGAGUCGUGUUUCCAACUCACCUAUAGCAGCAGGGUCUUGGAUGACAGGUUUUAUAACAUCACGUACAACAGAGAAGAAAUCGGUUCCAGGAACUUAUGCAAAACUGCAUGUAAGAACUGAAGAAGAACCGGUUCCAGGGCUACAAAAUGGAUCGUGACAACAGGAAAAGAACUGAUUUGAAGACUUUGAUAGAUUACAUCAGACAAGAAAAGAAACCGGGUCUUCAAAUGACACAUGGAAACCGACAGCCAGUUCCAAUGCCAUAAAAUGGCAAAUCACCUUGCCACAGGAAAAAACCAUCACAUUGAAGGCUUUGAUAUUAGAAGACAAAUGAAGCCAGUUCUUAGGCAUUAAAACGGCACAUGGCAACUAAAACUCAGUUCUCUAUCAGCACAGCACUUUACAACACAAAGAAGGUAGUUCCAGGACAUUGAAAUGGCAUGUGAUACCUGAAAACCAGUUUACGGCCUCAAAAUUGCAUUGGAGAAGAAACCAGUUCCAAAUCUUCACAAUGGCACAAGGCAACUAAAAGACAACAAGUUGCAGAUUUUUGAUGUAGCACUCUUUGAAUGAAGACUUCAAAAGACAUUUUAAGCCAUUUUGAGAAAUAUCUUUAUGACUGUUCAUGAUAUCUGCAGCUUGAUCCAGAGACAGGCCCCGGGACGGACAUGCUCGAAACUCUAGUGGUAUAUGAGCAUGUAAAAAUUAUUUGCACUCGCACUUGAUUCCUGCUACAAGACUGUACACCACAACAGAAAUACACCAAAGACAGAUUAAUGACAUAGCACUUAUUGGUCAGGUGUCAUAAAUUGUGGUGAUGCUGGCAACAAUAUGUUAAAGCUGUGUUUAAGUGAAUAUUGGUUUAUUGAAAACUCAAUCAUAUAUUUAUUUGAAACAUAAGGUGGGUAUUUUUAAUAUUGCCACUGAUAAGAGAGUAUUAGUUGAAACUGCUAACUUGGAGGAACUUCUCCCACUAUUACAACCACUUAAUAAUGUCUCUCAGAGAAAACAAAAUAAACGUAUACCAUGCAUGUAAGCAAUAACUAACAGCAACAAAAUCACAAAACAAAAGACACACAAAACCACUACAAAAAUUGGACUUCAGUCUUUUUGUCAUGGUACAAAAGUAGUUUGGUACAGCUACGAACUGGUGUAUAGCAAUAACACUUAAAGAUAUGAAACAGUUGGUGAUCUGGUGUUGAACACAUGAUCAGUAAAAUUAUCUGUUUCCGGGGUCUAACAUUAAUGGAAAUGUUAAUUAGUCCUUUUUCUAAACAUGUAAAUAUCUCUGAAGCAAAUUACUGUGUGUGUCUGUGUACUGGACAAAAUGAUUCUACAGAUAAUCAACUUAUUAAUUAAUGACUGUGCAGAUUGAAAGAUGUUUUUAAUGGUUGUGGACAUUUUUCAAGCAAUGGUCAUGCACUUACACAAUUAACAAAUCUCAGGGUGCCAUAACAUAUUUUGCUUAAUUUGCUUGUCACUGUGUAUGUUAAGAAGAUCCAGAGAUGUUUAAGCACGUUACUUCGGCUUGUUGAAGCCAGCUUGUCCUAUGGUGCUAUGUGUAUAUCAUCUAUCUGUAUAUAUUAGAAUGGCAGAAACGAAAACAUGUCGAACAUUAUGUUGUUGAAGCACAUGGUUAUGUAUAGUAUGUUCAAUCAAUCGCUCAGUUAUCUGUGUGGUGAUUAUCAAUUUUGAAAGUAAAUUAAUUAUCAUUAUGGAAGACUGUAGUAUAUAUGAAUGGACUUAAUGUUGCAAUAUGAGGCAGACUGCAUAUUCAUCUACAAUUUCAAUCAUUUAAAAUGAUUCAGUCAUCUUCUAAGUUUAUAUAUGGUAAUUGCAUUCAUUUAUUGUGAAUAAAUCAUUAGUUUUUUUCUUCAUGAAACACGCUCUUCUCAAAUUUGAUACAUUUUAGUACCAGUAGGCUGUAUCGUAUUGUGUUGACUUUUAACAAAUAAUGUAUUGCAAAUGAAGCAGAAACAAAUUAUUUGGCUGGAAAUACAGUUUGGCAUGACUUUUAUGCAAUGGGUUACAUGAAAUAAUUUGUUUUCAAAGAUAAUCUUGUGAAUCAGUAAUGAGUUCUUGAUGCAAAAAGUACAAGCUUUGUUAAUUUAACAACAUACCUAGGACCAGUAGAUUAAAGCAUGGAGAAACUACUCUGGUUUAUUGAUCUAUUAAAAUGUAACAUCUGUGCUUUGUUUUGCAUUAUGUAUACUACAUGUAUAUCUCUUAUGUACAAGUUGCAUACAAUGUUUGUGGAGUAUUUUACAGCUGACACUGAGACACCAAAACCUAGGCCAGGUUCUCUUUGAUGGAAAUAUUAGUCAGUUGUGCAUUGUUUACUACUGAUGUUCAUUUGGGGACAAACACAAAUUAAUGAUGGUGUAAAAUCACAUAUAACUUGCUUGUAGAUUUUAAGUUUCAUAUCCUUUGAAUAUUUGUUUUUUUUUUGUAGGAAAAGCUUUUUUUUUUUUUGCAAUUUGUUAAAUUCCAAGAGACAUUCAUAUUUGUUAACGUAUCUUAUGUGAUACCGGUAUGUAUAUUAUAAGUGCUGGAGCAGAAGGAAUAUUCAGUAUUACUCAGUAUGAAAGAAAGAUUUAUUAUUGAGAAGUUGAAGUUUACAACUUGUGUAAAGGUCCAAGUUGCUAUUAAUCUGUUUUUGCUCAAUAUGGACACUAGAGAAACACAAUCUCUCUUAAAUACUUUAAAUUACUGUAGUCUUUUUAUGUCUAAUUCAGCAACACACAAACCUAACGAACUAAUGGCCAAAUGCAGUCCAUAUAUAUACUCAAUAUACAUGUAUAUGUACCUUCUACUUUGGAACCAGUUCUCAUAACCUGCAGUCUGUUACAGAAAUUCCUUGUGAAUUGGUAAAGUAGAACCUGUCAAUUGACAUACUUUGUGUUUAAUAUGUUAUCAUAGAUCUCAUCAGCUUAACUUGACAUAUGUUAUCAUAGAUUUCAUCAGCUUAACUUGACAUAUAUUAUCAUUUCAUUGUUUUCCAUUUUUAAAAAUUAUUCUCUAUAGUUUUAACUACUAUAAUGCUGGAGGACAUUUAUAAUAUAGAAUGCAUUUAAUGCCCAUUGCAUUAAAGGGACAGACCCUAGUGUUUAAACACUAAGGCAUAUUUUUCACUAUUAGAGCCGUUUAUGAUAACUGAAAUCAAACAUUACUUAUAUUGUAUUGUUUAGAUUAUCCAUUCCCG
This is a messenger RNA of Gigantopelta aegis, 6726 nucleotides long. RefSeq names its product tolloid-like protein 1. The transcript has 17 exons. Gene Ontology annotation, cellular component: plasma membrane. The record is from RefSeq and is a predicted model, not a curated record. The coding region runs from base 813 to 3389 and encodes 858 amino acids. Gene Ontology annotation, molecular function: protein binding. Lineage: Eukaryota; Metazoa; Mollusca; Gastropoda; Neomphalida; Peltospiridae.